UUCCUCCAUCUAAUAUCUGCCUGCCCAGUACACUCCACUCAUAUAAAAGUUGGAAGAAGCUUCGUAGUGAGGGCUCACCCAAACGCGUGAAAUUGCUGAUAGAUAUCGAUUUACCCGAUUUAACCCUGACAUGUAAAUCUUCUUCUUUUGUGAUCUUUUGGUACAGAACUUUCCUGUUCAGUCUUACCGUGUUGUGUUGGGAUCUCCAUUUUAUUUUUAUUCUCCCUGUAAUCCAUCAGUCUUCAGAUCCCAUUAAAUCCCACUUCCACUCUGCUCUUCUUUGUUUUCUUCCAUUUCUGGAGAUGGGAUCAUGGGAGUUGGCCGCCCCUCCCUUUCUUUGAAUUGCGAUUAUCAGAUUCACUUUAAUUGCAGAUUUGGAAUUUGAAAUCCCAUUUUGUUCAAACAAAAGGUCUGGGUUUUGCAGAGGUUGUGUUUUAAUGGGGAAGACGGGCAGAGACUGGACGCAGAUCUAUGCGAUUUACGGCGUCGGCGAUUGGCAAACGCCGCUCUUUCUCUUCAUCCACGCCGUCUUCUUCUCUGCUCUCUCUGUGUUCUUCCUCGUAUACUUCGAACCAAUUUGCUGCUUCUUCCAGCAUUUCGUUCCCGGCCCCGGCGCCGCCGGAUUUGCCGCUGGUUUCACCGGAUCCGUCACCGCCCUCUCCGCGGUCUGCCUCUUCUUCGCCGCCGGGAACAUAUUCUACUCCUCUGUCCCGCUCCACUGGGAGAUGGCGCAGCGCAUGGUCAACGCCGUCGGGGACUGGUCCUCCGUCAAGAAUGCCCUGGACCUCGGCUGCGACAGGGGGAUCCUGCUGAACGCCGUCGCCCUCCAGCUGAAGAAAACCGGGUCCUCCGGCCGGGUUGUCGGGUUACACCCGGACCAAGAUCGGUCCCUCUCCAUCCUCCGGACGGCGGGAAUGGAGGGGGUGCAGGAGUACGUCACGUGCCGGGCGGGAAACCCGAGGACGCUCCCGUUUGGAGACAACUACUUCGACGUGGUGGCGUCGGCGGCGUUCGUGCACAAGGUGGGAAAGGAGUUCGGGCAGCGGAGUGCGGCGGCGGAGGCGGAUCGGAUGAGGGUGGUGGAGGAGAUGGUGAGGGUGCUGAAGCCCGGCGGCGUAGGGGUGAUGUGGGACCUGGUGCACGUGCCGGAGUACGUGAAGAGGCUGCAAGUUCUGAAGAUGGAGGACAUCCGGGUCUCGGAGCGGGUCACGGCGUACAUGGUCAGUAGCCAUAUUGUAUCAUUUCGGAAGCCGAGUCAGCAUCUUGUGGGGGCCCAUGAGGUGCGACUGGAUUGGAGAUUCAAUAAUAUUUGUUGAAGCUUCAGAGAUAUGCAGAUUCUGAAGCUGAAAUGGGAUGAGAAAUUAAAGGAUUUGGCACAAUUUGCUUUAAUCCUUAAUCAUUUUUAUGAUUGCAGAUAUAGAUUGUAAUUGCUGUACUCCAUUAAAAAUAUCUGGGGAUACAAAGUGGAACCAGAGGCAUUGUAAAUUCCAAAAAUAAGUUUUACGUACGCCUAGCUGAAAGCGAUUUGGCACUGAGAUCUACGGAAUAUGGUUUUAAUGCUUCUUAUUAUUUACUCCGUACCUUCAUCCGCU
Messenger RNA from Cuscuta europaea, 1592 nucleotides. The record is from the annotation of a GenBank genome assembly. NCBI's taxonomy places the organism in Eukaryota, Viridiplantae, Streptophyta, Magnoliopsida, Solanales, Convolvulaceae.